This is a messenger RNA of Paramecium sonneborni, 1362 nucleotides long. Lineage: Eukaryota; Ciliophora; Oligohymenophorea; Peniculida; Parameciidae. The record is from the annotation of a GenBank genome assembly.
AUGUAAAAAAAACAAGAAUCUCAUCCUUUUUUGUAAAGCCAAUCUGAAGUACCGUUUUAAUGUAGAGUUGUUCGAAAACAUUUUUUCAAAGAUAGAGUUUAUUAGUUAAAAUUAUGGAAUAACUCAAUCACAAUGACUUAUGUAAUUGAAAUUCAUUUAUCAUAGCAUUUAAAUAUUGAUGCUCCAAAAUAUAUAAUGAAAAUUGAAGAAUUUACUACUUUUGAAUGGUUAAUCAAACAACAACGAUUGAUUGGUUUUACAUUUCCUUAUUAGGGGAAAUUCAAAGAGUUUUACGCUGAUUAAAGUGACCUUAUCUUACUCAGAUAGAGAUUAGGCAACAAAAUGAUUUUCCUCAAUCUAAGUUAAAGCUAUAAAUAUCUUUCAACGUUAGAAUCAGGGUCGUUUGGUUAGGUUUUUUUAUUUAACUACUAUUUGAUAGGUUACGAUGAAUGAAUGUUAUUUUAAUAAUAAGAAAGUGGCUAUUAAACAUAUACUGCUAAAUGGAAAAAAAGACCAAUAAAAACAAAUAGAAAAUGAAAUCUAGAUUCUCAGAUCGAUUAAACACCCAAGAUUGGUCGAGAUCUAUGAAGUUUUUAAAACUGAACUCUACUACUAAAUUGUGACUGAAUUUAUAGAAGGUGAUAAUUUAAAACAGCUAAUAAUAAAUAAAUAAAGCCAAAUUAAAAAUGAAGAAAUUUUAGAAAUUAUGCAAGUAUAAAUUAGAUAAAAUUUAAGUAAUUACUUGAAGCUUUGACUUUUCUUCAUCGCAAAUAAAUCCUCCAUAGAGAUGUCAAGCCAGCCAAUAUAAUGUAUCAUAAUUACAAACUAAAAUUAAUUGAUUUUGGGCUUGCUUGUUAUGAUGGAAAAUAAUUAUCUGAAAAUCCUAAUUGUGGUACAGAAGGCUAUGUUGCACCUGAAGUCUUAAAUGUUCAUCAGACUAAAUUUAACUACGAUUUUAAAGUUGAUGUCUAUGGAGCUGGAUGUGUUUUAUAUAUGCUUUUAACAGGAACACGAAUGCAAUCAUAAAAUUGUUCAAAUUUUAGUUUUCAAAAAAAUAAAACUUAUUAAAAUAGUGAAAAUAGUUAAUUAUUCGAAUUGGUCAAAAUCAUGACCAGACCUAAUCCACUUGAUAGACCAUCUAGUUAUUAGUUGCUAGAGUUAAUAAGAUUAAUUAAAGAUAAUUGUACUUAUGAUAUCAAUUUAUGGUAUAGUAAUGCAUUUAAUCUUUCUAAUUCGAAUAAUUCUUAUUAAACUGCAUCUACAACUAGAUAAAUUCACACUUCAAAGAAUUAAAAAAGUGUUUGUAGUUUCAAUAGUGCUAGAGGUAUCGGUUAAACUCUUAGCAAAUAAAUUAUAAAAUGA